UACAAAUAUAUUUACAUGAACAAUUUAGAAUAUUCUCUUAUAUUCUUUUCAAUUAAAUCAAAACAGCAACUUGUUUGUCUUCUUUCCCAACUUCUGAAUUAUAUCCCCUUCACCCUUCUUCUUCCUUUUCGCCUCAAACCAAAUCAGAGAACGCGAUAUUCAAAUCAUCGCAAAUCAUUUUGCAGGUGUGCUGUUCAUUAUAUGUUCUGAUACUGGGACAUUUGAAAGGUUAACCGGGUGCUUCUUUUUUUUCUUGAUUAUUCUACAAUUUUUUUUACGAAGUUCAUAUUAUUCGGUAUCAUAACAAAAUUCAGGGAAUGCUGAAAGAUGUGUUUGCUAGAUAAAUCUUUUGCGGAGACCAAUAAGGCUUUAUCUCCAUCCAAGCUAUCCUCUUUUAUCCUCGACCAGAUCGGAUGUUUAGUCCAAUAUCCAUAUCUUUUAUGUGUUCAAGUGACCGAGGUGGCUACCAUUAUCAGCCAUUGUAAGAUUUCAAUACAUGAUCUUUGUGAAGAUGGUUGAGUUUUUUAAUUUCUUCAGAAGCAGCUUCUUGCUUUGAGGAACAGAACCACUAUACUUCGCGCAAUUGGUUUAUGCAAAACAGUGUUGCUAGAAAUGGAACAAAAAGGAAGUGUGCUUAUGCAACGAUAUGAAAUAGGGAAAUUAUUAGGCCAAGGAACCUUUGCAAAAGUCUAUCAUGCAAGGAACCUCAAAAACGGAACUAGCGUGGCCAUCAAAGUUAUUGAUAAAGUGAAGGUUUUGAAGGUUGGGAUGAUUGAUCAGAUUAAGUGUGAAAUUUCAGUGAUGAGACUAGUCAGGCAUCCGCAUGUUGUUGAGCUUUAUGAGGUAAUGGCAAGCAAAACCAAAAUUUACUUUGUCAUGGAGUAUGUAAAAGGUGGCGAACUCUUCGACAAAGUAUCGAAAGGAAAGCUCAAGCAUGAUGAUGCUAGGAGAUACUUUCAGCAAUUGGUCAGUGCUGUUGAUUACUGUCAUAGCCGAGGUGUGUGUCAUCGUGAUCUAAAACCAGAAAACCUUCUGUUGGAUGAGAAUGGAAAUUUGAAGGUCUCUGAUUUCGGGUUAAGUGCACUUGCUCAAUCUAAGCACCAAGAUGGAUUACUUCAUACUACAUGUGGCACCCCUGCUUACGUUGCUCCGGAAGUGAUAAACCGAAAGGGAUACGAUGGGAUUAAAGCUGAUAUAUGGUCAUGCGGGGUGAUCUUGUAUGUUCUAUUGGCUGGUUUUCUUCCAUUUAGAGAUUCAAAUCUUAUGGAGAUGUAUAGGAAAAUCGGUAAGGCAGAAUUCAAGUUUCCUAACUGGUUUGCAUCAGAUGUACGCAGAUUGUUGUCGAAAAUAUUGGAUCCAAACCCAAAGACGAGGAUAUCAUUGGCCAAAAUUAUGGAAAGUUCUUGGUUCAAAAAGGGGUUAGAGAAGCAUAUUGAUACUAACAAAGAAUACAAAGAACUACCUCCUCUAGAUGCAGAUGGAGUAUUCGGAGCUUGUGAGAAUGGAGAUCAUAUCGAGCUGUCGAAACCUUGUAAUAAUCUGAAUGCUUUCGAUAUCAUCUCCUUUUCAUCCGGCUUUGAUUUGUCUGGUUUGUUUGAGGAGAAAGAUCGAAAGACAGAAGUGCGGUUUACGUCUAACAAGCCUGCUUCAAUCAUCAUCUCCAAGUUUGAAGAAAUUUGCCAGAGUCUCGGGCUAAAAGUGAAGAAAAAAGGUGGAGGUUUGUUCAAGUUUGAAGGUUCAAAAGAAGGAAGGAAAGGACAUUUGGGUUUUGAUGCAGAGAUUUUCGAGAUCACCCCGGUUUUCCAUCUAGUCGAGAUGAAAAAGUCCGACGGUGACACAUUGGAGUACCAAAAGCUUUUGAAAGAGAAUGUUAGGCCUGCACUUAAGGACAUUGUUUGGACAUGGCAAGGAGAACAACCACAGCAAUUGCAAAAUGGAGUAUUGCAGAAAGAGGAACCGCCUUCCCAUUCGGGUGUAUCAGAGGUUGUUUUACACUCAUCUUCGUAAUUUAUAGGAUGUCCCUAAAUUGGUUUUUGUAUGCUUUAUGCUUCUUGAUUAUGUUCUUGGUCUCAAGUGCACACUGUUUUAUCUACAGUUGUCAUAUGAUAAUUGUGGUUUAAGUAUGUGUGUAUUGCUCAACUUGUGUAACUAGUUGCCUAUUUGACCAUUUGGGUCUUAUGUUCUCUCUUUAUUGACUAGUGUUUUUCUUGAUAAAAAUAAAAGAAUUAUGUAAAAGAAACUCAGUUUUUUAUUAGGAGAAUGGAUAAGAUUGUAAAUAAAAUAGUUUAAGUGAAGGGUAAAAUUAGGUUA
This is a messenger RNA of Cicer arietinum (chickpea), 2310 nucleotides long. RefSeq names its product CBL-interacting protein kinase 2. Lineage: Eukaryota; Viridiplantae; Streptophyta; Magnoliopsida; Fabales; Fabaceae. Gene Ontology annotation, molecular function: ATP binding; protein serine/threonine kinase activity. The record is from RefSeq and is a predicted model, not a curated record. Gene Ontology annotation, biological process: protein phosphorylation; signal transduction.